AUGGAUCACUCCGGCAAUGGUGGAUCCACUGGUUAUGCUCCUAUUGCCAGUCUACCCCCAAAUUCAAUGAAUCAGCCCCAUUUCCAGCCCGCUUAUAAUCCUCAAACAUCUUCGGCCGCCCAUCAAAGAAUGUUUGGGCAGAUGCAAAUCAAUCUGCCUCCUCUGCAGACUUACCAACAAAACUAUUCGAGUAAUGGGCAUCAAUUUGUAACACCUCAAGCGCCCCCGGCAAGACGAGAGAGGACUAAAUUUGACUCUUUCUUAACACAAGCCAGUAAUUCAGUAGUUAGACGGCUUGGAUGGAAACAGGGUAUGCAUAAGUUGAACUCGGAUUGAGUCUGUUAGAAGGUGGUUUUAUAAGCAGUAUGGUUACAGGUGACGAAGAAGAGAGCUGGUCCAAGAAAGCCAUCGACAGUCUAGUCAAGAAGUUGCAAAAACACAACAAAGAAGCGCUUGAUAUGCUGGACAAAGCGCUGAAAACUGAGGGCCGUGAGCCCAGUGACUGUGUCACCAUUCCCCGUUCCCUAGAUGGACGCCUUCAAAUCUCUCAUCGAAAAGCUUUACCCCAUGUUAUUUAUUGUCGUGUAUACAGAUGGCCCGAUCUUCAGUCGCAUCAUGAGCUCAAGGCUAUUGAGGUAAAGCAGUUAAUUGUUUGAGUAAAUGUACCAUAACUCUUCUAAUGUUCUGAAAAUAUUUCCAGUCGUGUCGUUUUUGUUUUGAAAGUGGCCAAAAGGAAAUUUGCAUAAAUCCUUAUCAUUACGAGCGCGUAGACUCGGCAUGUGUGCUCCCGCCGGUGCUGGUACCCCGGUACAGCGAGCCUCCUCCAAUGGACACGCAAUUACAGCCUGUUCAGCAGUUUGGAAGUGAGUUUUCCUUAUUCCCGGCUUUUCUUUAACUUUUGUCCACUUUGCUGUAAGUCAAACAAUUCUUAAAUUACUUCAUUUCUCAUUCUCCAGACUUACCCUGUAACGUAGACAUGUCCAAUGGCAACAAACUACAACUCCCCUCAACUCCCCAUCAACACAACCCUUCGUUCGGCCCAUUUACCUCUCAAAAUGGCCAUAAUGAGAACAAUUGUGAACAGAAUUACCAACAGAAUGUCAUCAACCGAGUCCCUGUGCCAUUUAUGCCGUGCAAACAUUGGGCGACGAUCAGUUAUUACGAGUUGAAUAAUCGCGUUGGAGAGCAAAUUAGAGUCUCCUCGAAUACAAUUUAUAUCGAUGGAUUCACCGAUCCAAACACGCAGGAUAAAAUAUCACUUGGCCUGUUCUCAAAUGUCAAUCGGUAAGCGUUGUUUGUGAUAUUUUACGUUGUUUUAGAUGGCAGCGAAUUAUUAAAAUUCUGAUUUUUAGAAACACAACAAUCGAAAAUACCCGGAGACAUAUUGGAAAAGGUGUAAAAUUAACAUAUGUGCCAUAUCAAGGAACUCUGUAUGCAGAAUGUCUCAGCGAGAGCGCCGUUUUCAUCCAAUCCCGGAACUGUAAUUACAUCAACAACUUUCAUCCAACUACUGUCGUCAAAAUUACUACAGGUUAUUCGCUAAAAAUCUUCGACACCGGGAAGUUUGGGGAGGUAAGAAAGUUAGCGCAGCAAUUUUUAGGAUUAUUAAAGCAGGAAGAGUUGUAGUAUAUAUAAUACAGUUCUCAGAACGGUCUAACAGACAUAACGAAAAUGUUUUCAGCUGCUAAAUCAAUGCGUAAACAUGGGCUUUAACAGCAGCUACGAGCUGACCAAGAUGACCCUGAUCAGAAUGUCAUUUGUUAAAGGAUGGGGAGCUGAAUAUCAACGGCAAGAUGUCACCUCAACCCCCUGUUGGAUUGAAAUUCAUCUUCACGCUCCUUUAAUCGUAAGAUAAUAUCCUGCAUUUUAUAUUCAGACUCUGCAGUUAUUAAUAAUAAUAUUUUCAGUGGCUGGACCGUGCAUUGGCCAAGCUAGGCCCUUCUCCCGACCCCAUCUCUUCGAUUAGCUGA
Molecule: messenger RNA, 1970 nt
Organism: Bursaphelenchus xylophilus (pine wood nematode)
Lineage: Eukaryota; Metazoa; Nematoda; Chromadorea; Rhabditida; Aphelenchoididae
Source: the annotation of a GenBank genome assembly